GCGUUUUUUUUUGGCGCUGAGAGAUUUAUAAAAUGGAUCUAAAUACUCUACUACAACGUGCACAGAGCCUUACUAAAGAAAAAGAUGAAUGCGAACUACCUGGCGUGGAACGUACGCUUCAACAGGUGCUGCAAGCCACCGAGGAGUUACACAGACGUGUCACCCAGACCGGCACCAAGGAAAUACAAGCGCAAAUAUUGCUUGGUUCAAAGGGCAUCGAUCUGCCGAAGCUGAACCAGAAGCUCGAGACGCUCAGCGCGGGUAAAACUUUUGAGCCCCUGGAUGUGGCUGGCGCGGACACAGAUGUGUGCACGUUUCUCAAAAAUGAACGUGAAAAUGCCAUAUUGUCUGUCAUCGAGGAUACCAAUAAAAAUAUCAGUGACUCGGUUAGCAAGCAAAAAUGGGCAAAUUUAAUCAGCAGCUGGAACGAAGAAAAAACACGCUUGCUGGAUGCUUUGAUUGGACCAUCGCAGAACUUCAUUGACUUGCAACGGCUGCCCGACCAGACAAUAUUGAAUCCAGAAUGCCACCCGCUCUCCUGUCUUGAUAAGAUGGGCUUACUAUACGCCCAGGAGCUGUGCCAGUACAAUGCCCUCGUGCUCAAGGGUGGUUCUCGUCCAAAUCUAGUACAGAAAUACGCACAGUUGACCAACACUUUUGGAGAUGCUCGCCUCACGGACAUGUGGACGCUUCUUUCCUGUGUGACUCAAGUGAGCGAAGUCCAUCAGGGAGAUCCUAUCAAGAGUCGCCAGCAGCGGCCAGAGUUCGUAUUGAAUGCCAAAUUGUAUCUGGAGCAACGCUACAGAGUCUACAUAAAUUCACUGGUGACCGUAGCCAGCGAUGCCGAUAGCUAUCAAUUGGUGCGCGCCUAUGUGAGUCGCUGCUUUAGCGGACAACAAGCGAUUGGUCUGGUGGACACAGCUGGCGGCAAACCACUUUGGCCGCUUAUCUAUUACAGUCUACGAUGCGGUGCUGUUGAAACGGCUGUAGAGUUCUUACGUGAAGCUGGCCCAAGCUAUGAGGAAUUUGCUCAGCUUAUUGCAGAUCGAAAUGGAGGCGUGGUCAACUCCAAGAUAGAAAGCCAACUGAAACUACAGUAUGCGAACAAAAUACGCAAUUCAACUGAUGCCUAUAAGAAGGCUGUUUACUGCAUUCUGCUCGGCUGCGACGCCAACGAGGUUCACGGGGAAGUGGCCAAAACAAUCGACGACUUUAUUUGGAUCAGAUUGGCCAUGCUGCAUCCCGGCGAUUCAACUGGCUAUGGCCAACUGCAGAGCUUGAUCAUAGACACCUAUGGCGAGAAGUAUUUUAAUGCUAGUCAGCAGCCGCAUCUUUACUUCCAAGCGCUGGCACUCACUGGUCAAUUUGAGGCAGCUAUUGAGUUCCUGGCUCGUUCGGAUGCCAAUCGCGUGCACGCAGUCCACAUGGCCAUAGGUCUACAUGAGCUGAGUAUGCUGGGCGGCGUGCGAAGCGUGUCGCAACCACUGCUCACAAUUGACAUAUCGGAUCCAACGCCGCUCCGUCGUCUCAAUCUGGCGCGCCUCAUUCGACUCUAUGUGCAUCGCUUUGAGGCGAUGGACACAGCCGAAGCACUGCACUACUAUUACACACUGCGCAACCUGCACGAUCCCAAGGGACGGAACAUGUUUCUAACGUGCGUUUGUAGUUUGGUCGUAGACAGCGGCGUGCUGGACACCAGCAUAUUUGAUUUGAUAUUUGGACAUCGACAGAAGGGAAGUGUCAACGGUGAGGAAUUAUUGGGAGGACUCUUUGGGCAGUUCAGCUGCGCAGACUUUGACACACAUACCAUGGCUGGCCUGGUCGCCGAUGAACUGGUCGAGCGCGGCAACUUUGAGAUGGCUGUGCGGCUCUAUGAAAUUGCUGGCAACCUUAAUCUGGCACUGAAGUAUAUUUCCAUAUUAUUGGCCCAGGUGGUGCAAGAGCCUCCAGUAGAGGGAACAUUGCGAGCGCGCCUUAGCCUGGAAGCACCGCGGUUCAGCGCACGCUUGACUGCCCGCUCCACGGAUAUAGAGCCUAAGAUCUAUGUCAGCUUUACAUUAUUACGGGAUUUGCUCACGUUCUUUGAUAAUUAUCACGAAGGCAAGUCUAAGGCGGCGCUACAGCAGCUUCAGCGCAUACCCAACAUCAUACCCAACAGCACGGAGGACGUGGCCACCUGCCUGGCAAACGUGAGACAGUUGAGUGGUGAUGUCAUCAAGGUAAUACCCGAUGUUAUGGUGGCCGCAAUGGACCUGACUCUCACAGAAUACAACCAGUUGAAGCCAAAAACAACAUCAAACAGCUCAAUACAGCAGCAGCGGCCAAAUGAGCUGCGGGAACGCGCCAAGGCCAUUGCCAACAUGUCCGCUACAAUGCCGUAUUGUCCCACUAACCAGCGUCUAUUGCAGCUUGAGCUUCAGAUGCAGUAAGAAAAAUAAAAUGGUAUUAAUCAAA
Molecule: messenger RNA, 2454 nt
Organism: Drosophila montana
Lineage: Eukaryota; Metazoa; Arthropoda; Insecta; Diptera; Drosophilidae
Gene: Nup93-2
Product: Nucleoporin 93kD-2
Exons: 4
Coding region: 33-2429 (798 amino acids)
Biological process (GO): poly(A)+ mRNA export from nucleus; protein import into nucleus
Cellular component (GO): nuclear pore
Molecular function (GO): structural constituent of nuclear pore
Source: RefSeq, a predicted model, not a curated record